Messenger RNA from Zonotrichia leucophrys gambelii, 2484 nucleotides. It is a transcript of the gene AK8, whose product is annotated as adenylate kinase 8. Gene Ontology annotation, molecular function: nucleoside diphosphate kinase activity; AMP kinase activity; ATP binding. Lineage: Eukaryota; Metazoa; Chordata; Aves; Passeriformes; Passerellidae. Gene Ontology annotation, cellular component: cytoplasm. The coding region runs from base 325 to 1704 and encodes 459 amino acids. The record is from RefSeq and is a predicted model, not a curated record. The transcript is spliced from 15 exons. Gene Ontology annotation, biological process: nucleobase-containing compound metabolic process.
AAGAAAGGUUUCGGUGGAAGGCGGGACAGGACGGGGAUGGGAGGAAGAGAAAUGUGAUAAAUUGGGUGCGGGAGAACGCUGCGAAGGUUUGGGGGCGCUGAGCCGGGGCUGUCCCCUCCUGCUGCUCAUCCCCAGGGUCAAACUCUUCCCCUUUUGUUCCUGUUGUGCCUGUUCGCCGAGGGUGCAGAAAUAAAGCGAGAAAAGUGCACUUGUGGCGUCGCUGUGAUUUCGCCCAAAUCCUCCCUGAAACCAGUGCAAAAUCCCCACUGCCAUGGGUGGGAGCUGAAACAAGGCUCUGUGUAACCUCAAGGGUUCUGUGUGAAAAUGGGCUCCAAAACAGACAUCAAGAACAUGCUUGAAGAGCUAUUAAUUCAUAAGCCAGAUGAUCCCAUUGAGUUCAUGAUAAACCACUUAAAGCAAAACAAUGAUGAUGCUCCAAGAAUUUGUGUCCUUGGUCCACCUGCUUCUGGGAAAACUACAGUUGCAAUGUGGCUUUGUAAACAUUUCAAUGCCAUACGUGUCUCUCAGGAGACUUUGUUAUUCAAGGAAGCAUUAAGGCAGACAGAGGAAGCAAAGGCAUAUAAAGAAAGAAACCAGAAAAUUCCCAACGCGCUUUGGGCCAAUCUGAUCCAGGAGCGUCUGUCAAACGUGGACUGCAUCAAACAAGGAUGGAUUUUGGAAGGCUUCCCUGAAAACCAGGAGCAGGCAUGGAUGCUGCAAUCAUCUGGCAUUUUUCCUAGGCAUGUUGUUAUGCUCUAUGCCCCAGACACUGUGCUGAUUGAGAGGAGUGGUGGGAAAAGGCUGGAUCCCCUCACACAAGAGGUUUUCCACACAACCUUUGACUGGCCAAGUGACCCCCUGGUGCAGGAGAGGUUGGUGAAACCAGAAGAUCUGUCUGAGCAGGAGGUGUCCAAGAAGCUGCUGGAAUACCACAGAAACUUCCCUGAGAUUUUCCACAUCUACCAGAAGGUUCUGAAAUCCAUCAACGCAGACCAGCCCUCGGUGGAUGUUCUCUCACAGGUCCUUGCCUUUGUCCAAACCCGGCACCGUUCCGCCGCCCCCUUCACGCCCCGGAUUCUCUUUUUUGGCCCCCCAGGCAGUGGGAAGAGCCUGCAGGCAGCACUAAUAGCUCAGAAAUAUGAUGUUGUCAACAUUUGCUGUGGGCAACUGCUAAAGGAAGCUGUUGCAGACAACACAAAACUUGGAGAACUCGUUAAGCCUUACAUUGACAGUGGAUGCCCAGUGCCAAACAACCUGGUCCUGAAGCUGCUGACAGAGCGCCUGAGCUCCCUGGACUGCCUGAGCCAUGGCUGGGUGCUCUCAGGCUUCCCCAGGGAUGUGGAGCAGGGGGAGCAGCUGCAGAAAGCACAGAUCAACCCCAACAGGGUGUUCUUCUUUAAUCUGCCCUACGAGUCCAUCAUGGAGCGCCUGUCCCAGAGGAGAACUGAUCCUGUCACUGGGGAGAGGUACCACACCACAUUCAGACCAGCUCCCACCCCAGAGAUCCAGGCCAGGCUCAGGCAGAACCCCAAGGAUGAGGAAGAGAACAUUGAGAAGCGCCUGAACAUCUACUACAGCAAUGUCAAGGCCCUGGAGGAUUUUUACCAAGAUGCCUUUUAUGUCAAUGCUGACCAAGACCCUUAUGUUAUCUUUGAGUUCAUAGAAAGCUGUAUCAUUAAGCCCCUUCCAUGUAGAAAACCUUAGAAGUUUAAAAUUUAAAGGGAUGAUUUUUGGAAGAGUUGAUUUUAAAUUUUUCCCUGUAAUAUUUGCAGUCUGGUUGUUGAAGUGGCAGGUUAUGAGCAGGGAGGGGAAAUUCAGCCAAGCUGUGCUAAAUCUGAAGCUCACCAAGGCUGAGUGAAGUACAGAGGGUAAGAAAUUGGGCUUUAGAGGAAAGUUUUUGGCUUUUGUUUCAUGAUGCAAGAUAGGAAACACUGUGGCUGAGGAAGUCCUGUGUUUAAUUCAAAUUUUUUUUUCCUGUUUCUGAAUAGUAGUUUUGUCUUCACUAUGCAAGACCCAUGAAGCCAGUUUGGAGUAUUAAACCUCUUAGAUGUGUUUGUGUCUUAAUUCUCCACCAAAACCACCCAGGCACUCCUUGCCUCCCUCUGUCCCUGCAAGCAAACCCUAAAGCAAAGAGAAAAACAAAACUCCCAGCUCUGCAGUGAGCUUUCUCCACAGUGUUUGAGGUUGGGGCAGAGGUUUUAACUCCCCUGUUAAUUCAGAUUAUUUAAAAAGUGCUGACAAACCCUCUGCAGAUCCCCGUUCUGCUGGACAGGAUACCCAGAGCCAUGGAAAGCUGAUUGCAGCUCCAUCACUUGCAGAACCCAAUCAAGGACAUAACGAGCUGCAGGAGCAGAUACUCUUGCAGAGUUUCACUGAAAUUCCUGCCAUGGCCAAAUUCUCUCCUAUGGCUGUACCUGGCACCUGCUGCUCUGGGCAAGCCUCUGGAACCAUGGAUUAUCUGGAGAGUUCCAUGUCCUACAGUAA